Molecule: messenger RNA, 1447 nt
Organism: Vicia villosa (hairy vetch)
Lineage: Eukaryota; Viridiplantae; Streptophyta; Magnoliopsida; Fabales; Fabaceae
Exons: 1
Coding region: 218-844 (208 amino acids)
Source: RefSeq, a predicted model, not a curated record
CAUUAUCACGCUCUCUCUGUCCUUUUGUAAUGGGCAGAUCAUUGGUUUCAAUAUUCCAAAUUCCACACUAAAAAACCGUACAUCUUUUUAACAUCGGAAAAACAAAUCAUAAUACCACACCACCCAUUCCAAUCCCUCUUAUAAAUACCACACCCUAGAAUCUUCCAAUACCUUAUUUUUUACUCUCUUCACUUUCUCCUUCUUCUGAAACCGAACCAUGAAAAUGGAAACAGAGCCUCUUCAUCACCAAUUUUCAUCCCCAAGUUUCAGCAGUUACUCUUCCGACUCUUUGGCUCAAACAGCCACCAGAGUCAUCCACACCGACGACUCUUCCCAACAAAACCACAAUAUCAACACUGUCAACGAUGAUUUCGAAUUCGACUUCACUUUCCUUUCCACUGACUCUGUUUCCUCUGUCCCCGCCGACGACAUUUUCCACAACGGUCAGAUCACACCGACAUAUCCACUCUUCGACCAAUCUUUGCUCAACGGCGUCGUUUCACGUUCUCAUGAUCUCCCUGAAACUGCACCUCGCCGUCGUCGUUUACCCCUGAAGAAACUAAUGGAAGACGAAGGCGAAGGAAAAGAGCUUGACGGUGUGGCAGCGGGGACGUACUGCGUGUGGACCCCACCUUGCAAAAAGAGCAGCUCCACCGGGUCGGAGGCGAAGCGGUGGAAGUUCCGGGAUUUGUUACUCAGGAGCCAUAGCGAUGGGAAGAAGGACUCGCUUUUGUUUUUUACAUCAGGCGGUAAGAAGAACUCCGCCGUUCAUGAUGUCGCCGGCGCGGCCAAGGACGGGUUCCGAUCGAAGAGGAAGUUAGGAAUUAGUUGGAUUAUUCAGUAGUGAACUGUGUGGGUAUUGCAAAUUAAUUUUUGGUAAAAAAAAAGGAUUAAACGUAAAUCACAAGUUAUUACUCCUACCUUUUUAUUUUGGAAUACACAUUAUUAUCCUUAAUUGAAUUCUGGUGUUUUUCUUAUGGUGUAAUUAACGUUUAAAUUUAUCUUUAAUUUGGUUAUUGAUGGAUAGAAUAAUAUAAUUGUUGUAUGUGUCAUGGGAUUAGUUAAGAUUUGGGAUAUCUUUUUCUUGGUUAGAGCUAAAGUGUGGUUAUAUUACAUGGGUGCCUUUUUGUUUAGGUUUAAUUUUGUGGCUAAUAUGUUUGUUGAUAAAGUUGGAAUUGAAUUUUGAAAUUUGGAAGUAGUAAGUGAAAAGAGGAUGAUAACAUGUUGCGCCUGCAUGGUAUCGUAAUACAAUGACGGAGAUAAGUUGGCAAGGAAUGUUCCGAAUAAAAAUGGUGUGGGUCUCACGCGGUAUUGACUUGGUUGAGACUUGAGACGGUGAUGUUUAUGAAUUACUUAAAUAAUGGUUUAAAGCAAGUUGUUCUAGACUUGAAGCAUGGAUUGAAUUAGAUUAGAGUACAAAUAUGUAAUUUGGCUUCUCUUGAAUUUG